Molecule: messenger RNA, 546 nt
Organism: Lycium barbarum (goji berry)
Lineage: Eukaryota; Viridiplantae; Streptophyta; Magnoliopsida; Solanales; Solanaceae
Product: secreted RxLR effector protein 161-like
Exons: 3
Coding region: 1-546 (181 amino acids)
Source: RefSeq, a predicted model, not a curated record
AUGGUAAAUUGUAAAGUUGUUGCUACGCCGAUGAAUAUCAAUGAGAAGUUGUGUCAUGAUGAUGGUACUGAAAUGGAUAAUGCAACUUAUUUUAGAAGUCUUGUUGGUGGUUUAAACUACUUGUCUCAUACAAGGCCAGAUAUUGCUUUCUCUGUUGGAGUAGUGUCUAGAUUUAUGCAUAGUCCAAGCAAGCUUCACCUUGGAGCUGCAAAGAGAAUAUUGAGAUAUAUCGCAGGGACAACAGAUCAUGGAAUUUGGUAUUCUAAAGCAGGUAGCAUUGAUGAUAGAAAGAGCACAUCGGGUUUCUUGUUUAAUCUUGGAUCUGGAGCAAUUUCAUGGAGUUCAAAGAAGCAGGAAGUGGUGGCCUUAUCAACUUCAGAGGCUGAAUAUAUUGCAGCAACUUUAGCAGCUUGUCAAACAGCAUGCGAUACGAAUGAGCAAGCAGCAGACAUCUUCACAAAGUCACUUCCGCAAGCAAAGCACGAGUUCUUCAGAGGUCAACUUGGAGUUUGCAAGUUUGAAUCAAGGGGGAGUGUUGAGAAGUGA